UUUUUUCUGUUUAAAAAUAGAGUGAGAAGGAGGGGAUUUCAAAGCUCAAAGAAAAAGCAAAAACAGUUUGUUAUAGUAUAAUAUAAAUGGUGCUUUGUUUGUGAGUGUAUAUAUAAAUAUAUAUACAUAUGUAUAUAUAUAUAUAUAUACACAUACAUGUUAAUGUUUGGUUGAACAGGAGCUAAAAGGGUCUUUUCUUCAACCUCUGCAAGGAAAGCCCAUAUAGAAGUGGGCAGUAGGCAGUGGGCAGAUUUUCCUGCUUUUAAGGUCGCUCGCCGUCUUUAACUGAGUUUUUACUGGGUCUAGCAGCAAAAGAGAUUCGUAGGCUAGAGAUUUGCAAUUAUUUCAGGCAUUUAAGGCUUUCUCUGGAACAAAAAAUUCUUGGAAUGGAGAUUUCUUAAAACUCUCUGCUUUCAACUGUACCUUACCUUGCUUGUGCUCUUUCUCUUUCUUUAAUCUUCACCCUUUUACAUACGACAUAAUAUAAAAAAACAACACUCACUUGGGGUCUGUAUUUGCUUCAAUUCUUUACCCGAAAGAGACAUCUCAAGCAAGAUCUACCAUUUGGCUUCACAGAAAAACGAAGACAAUGUUGCCUCAGAAGCAAGCAGAAGAAGCAAUAGUCUCCAACUUCAACGAGACAGAGCAUGAAGGAAAAGAAGAAGAGAAGGAGGAAGAACAACAGUCCUUGUUUAGCGUCAAAAGCUUGCUUUGGCACGGUGGCUCUGUUUGGGACGCCUGGUUCAGCUGUGCAUCCAAUCAAGUCGCUCAAGUGCUUUUAACUCUGCCAUACUCAUUCUCCCAACUGGGUAUCCUCUCAGGCAUUUUGUUGCAGAUAUUCUAUGGCCUCAUCGGAAGCUGGACUGCCUAUCUUAUAAGUGUACUCUAUAUAGAGUACCGAAGCCGGAAGGAGAAAGAGAACGUCAGCUUCAAGAACCAUGUAAUUCAGUGGUUCGAAGUGCUUGAUGGGUUACUGGGUCCAUAUUGGAAAGCUGUUGGCCUUGCAUUCAACUGUACCUUCCUCCUGUUUGGAUCUGUAAUACAACUGAUAGCCUGUGCAAGUAACAUUUACUACAUCAACGACCGAUUGGAUAAGCGAACAUGGACUUAUAUUUUUGGUGCUUGCUGUGCCACCACUGUGUUCAUCCCUUCCUUUCAUAACUACCGAAUCUGGUCUUUUCUCGGCCUCGGCAUGACCACUUACACCGCCUGGUAUAUGGCCAUUGCCGCCCUUGUACAUGGCCAGGUUGAAGGUGUGUCACACUCGGCUCCGACAAAGCUAGUGCUGUACUUCACUGGCGCUACCAAUAUUCUGUACACCUUUGGUGGCCACGCUGUUACUGUGGAAAUUAUGCACGCCAUGUGGAAACCUCAAAAGUUCAAGUACAUAUAUCUGUUUGCUACUUUGUACGUUUUCACAUUAACAAUUCCCUCAGCCACCGCCGUCUACUGGGCAUUCGGCGAUCAACUCCUCAAUCAUUCCAACGCCUUCUCACUUCUCCCCAGGACUGGCUGGCGUGACACUGCCGUCAUCUUAAUGCUCAUUCACCAGUUUAUAACAUUUGGAUUCGCUUGUACGCCAUUGUACUUUGUGUGGGAGAAAGUUAUUGGAAUGCAUGACACCAAGAGCAUAUGCUUAAGGGCACUUGCAAGAUUACCAGUGGUGAUACCAAUUUGGUUUUUGGCCAUUAUAUUCCCAUUCUUUGGUCCAAUUAACUCUGCAGUUGGGGCUCUCUUGGUCAGCUUCACCGUCUACAUCAUCCCAUCUUUAGCCCAUAUGCUCACCUACAGAAAAGCCUCUGCUCGACAGAAUGCCGCAGAGAAGCCUCCAUUUUUUAUGCCAAGCUGGGCUGCAAUGUAUGCAUUUAACACAUUUAUAGCAGUGUGGGUUCUGGUGGUUGGUUUUGGGUUCGGUGGCUGGGCCAGUAUGACCAACUUUGUCCAGCAAGUCGACACAUUUGGGCUUUUUGCUAAGUGUUAUCAGUGCAAACCUCCACCGUCAACAGCCGCCCCGGGAGCCGCCCAACAUCACUGAACUUAAACAAAGUGACAUCAGAAACAAAAACAAAAGCCUUUUCUCUUCAAUUUUCUCUUUGUUUCUGCUCCUUAUUUUGUAUCAUACAAGGGGGGAUAGCAAUAGCUCCCUUAUAUGUGAUGUGUGCUGGAUUUUUCUUUUUUCUAUUUUAUUUUUUCAUUCUCUCCCCCUUAAAUUAGUGGGUAAAAUAGUGUGUUGAAUUGUGAUGAUUCCUUUGCUAUCAAAGCACAGGCUAAUUAAAAUCAGAUAUAUGAUGUUUAGUUUUAUAUAUAUAAAUAUCUUUCCUUCUUUUA
Mangifera indica (mango) is the source of this 2328-nucleotide messenger RNA. RefSeq names its product auxin transporter-like protein 2. The record is from RefSeq and is a predicted model, not a curated record. Bases 590 to 2035 code for a protein of 481 amino acids. The transcript is spliced from 9 exons. Lineage: Eukaryota; Viridiplantae; Streptophyta; Magnoliopsida; Sapindales; Anacardiaceae. Gene Ontology annotation, cellular component: plasma membrane.